AUGUCUACUACUUCGACGGUAUUACCAUCUAUUCAAUUGAAUAUUAACUAUGGAGAAAUAAAGAACUCAAUAAAAGAUUUUUUGACACAUUUCAAGACAUCGAGUGAUAUCGAAUUCGAUCCUGAGGGCGACAAUUUGACCAGUGGAGGACCUAAAUAUAUGCAUUUAUUGCAGAAAGUGGCCAAUAGGGAAAUAACUACAUUGUAUAUUGAAUUAGAUGACUUGAAGUCGUACCAAGAAAAUCAAUAUGUGCAAUCACAAUCGCAAUCAGUCAUUUCGCCUAGUUCAUUGAUUAAUCAAAUCACCAAGAAUACGUAUAGAUUUAUCGAGAUGUUCAGUUCUGUUGUGGACGAGUUAAUGCCAGAACCAACAAAGGACAUUUCGUACAAAGAUGACGUGUUAGAUGUUAUCUUACAUCAAAGAAAAUUGAGAAAUUUAAGGUUACAGCAGGAAAACCACGAAGAGUUCAACAAUUUGAGAGACAAUUUCGACGAUAGUAACGAAAACCAACAUAUGACUCAAGAGGAUCAACAAGCGGACAAUAUGUUCCCCUCAAAAUUGACUCGUCGUUACUACUUAUACUUCAAGCCUUUGACUGAUUCGUUCAGAGGUUCUGGGAAACCUCUCGCUGUGAGAGACGUCAAAGGUGCCCAUGUUGGUCAAUUUAUUACAGUCAGGGGUAUUGUUACUAGGGUCAGUGAUGUUAAGCCUUCCGUUUUGGUUAAUGCUUAUACUUGUGACAAAUGUGGUUUCGAAAUUUUCCAAGAAGUUUCAUCUAAGAUUUUCACACCUUUAGCUGAGUGUACUUCGACCACCUGUAAAACCGAUAACAAUAAGGGUCAAUUAUUCAUGUCUACCAGGGCGUCCAAGUUCUCGUCUUUCCAAGAAGUGAAGAUUCAAGAAAUGUCAAAUCAAGUGCCAGUCGGACAUAUACCAAGAUCCAUGACUAUACAUGUUAAUGGUGAUUUGGUAAGAUCCUUGAACCCAGGUGAUGUGGCUGAUAUUUCUGGUGUAUUUAUGCCGUCACCUUACACCGGUUUUAGAGCAUUGAAAGCAGGCUUGUUAACUGAAACUUAUUUGGAAGCCCAAUACGUCAAUCAACACAAGAAACAAUAUGAAUCAUUGGAGAUUACACCAGAAAUCAAAGCUGAAAUUCAAGAUUUAUUCAACCAAGGUGGCGUAUACAACAGAUUAGCAAAGUCAAUUGCACCAGAAAUUUAUGGUCACUUAGAUAUUAAAAAAGUCUUAUUGUUAUUAUUAUGCGGUGGUGUCACUAAAGAGAUUGGUGAUGGUUUGAAAAUUCGUGGUGAUAUAAAUGUGUGUCUUAUGGGUGAUCCUGGGGUAGCUAAAUCACAAUUGUUGAAGGCAAUCGGUAAGAUUGCUCCAAGAUCAGUCUAUACAACUGGUAGAGGUUCUUCUGGUGUUGGGUUAACAGCAGCAGUUAUGAGAGAUCCAAUCACGGAUGAAAUGGUAUUAGAAGGUGGUGCAUUAGUUUUGGCUGAUAAUGGUAUUUGUUGUAUUGAUGAAUUUGAUAAAAUGGACGAAUCGGAUAGAACUGCCAUUCAUGAAGUUAUGGAACAGCAAACCAUUUCUAUUUCGAAGGCCGGUAUUACCACGUCUUUAAAUGCAAGAACAUCAAUCUUAGCGGCAGCAAACCCUUUGUAUGGUAGAUAUAACCCAAGAUUAUCGCCUCAUGAAAAUAUUAACUUGCCAGCAGCUUUGUUAUCUAGAUUUGAUAUUAUGUUCUUGAUUUUAGAUCAACCUUCAAGAGAAACUGACGAAAAAUUAGCCCACCAUGUCGCCUAUGUUCAUAUGCAUAACAAACAACCAGAAAUGGACUUUGAACCUAUAAAUUCGUCUACAAUCAGACAGUAUAUAUCUAUUGCUAGAACUUACAGACCAACUGUUCCUAAAGAAGUUGGUGACUAUGUGGUACAAUCAUACAUCAAUAUGAGAAAAGAAUCUCAUAGGAAUGAAGGAUCGGUGAAGAAAUUCUCCCAUAUCACUCCAAGAACCUUAUUAGGUAUCUUAAGAAUGUCACAAGCAUUGGCAAGAAUCAGAUUUGACAAUGUUGUUACCAAUGAAGAUGUUGAUGAGGCAUUGAGAUUGCUUCAAGCUUCGAAGUCGUCAUUAUACACAAAUGAUGAUCAAAUCCGAGAAGACGAAUCUUCAACUUCUAAGAUUUAUCAAAUCAUUAGAAAUAUUGCUAUUGGAGACGGUUCCAGAUUAUCUCAUACUUUACCAUUGCAAGAGUUGAGGCAAAGAGUUAUUGCAAAGGGCUAUACCGCACAACAAUUUGAUGAUUGUAUAUUAGAAUAUGAUCAUAUUGGUGUCUGGCAAAAAAUUGACAACGGCGAGACCUUAAUGUUCAUUGGUGGUGGUGAAGAUGAAGAUGAUGAAAUGGAAUAUUAG
Molecule: messenger RNA, 2412 nt
Organism: Debaryomyces hansenii CBS767
Lineage: Eukaryota; Fungi; Ascomycota; Pichiomycetes; Serinales; Debaryomycetaceae
Gene: CDC47
Product: DNA replication licensing factor MCM7
Exons: 1
Coding region: 1-2412 (803 amino acids)
Biological process (GO): DNA replication; DNA replication initiation; double-strand break repair via break-induced replication
Cellular component (GO): MCM complex; nucleus
Molecular function (GO): single-stranded DNA helicase activity; ATP hydrolysis activity; single-stranded DNA binding
Source: RefSeq, a predicted model, not a curated record